CAAAGACGGACUAACUUCGUUCAUACUUAGUGAUAGACAUUAACGUAAUAACGAAUAUUUGACACAAAAAGUUUUCGAAUAAUCUGACAAAAAUAAUUUUUUUAAAUGUAAUAAAAAGUUUAAUCAAUGCAUUUGUAUACUUAAAUCUCACACUGAUUACUUGAGUAAUGUAAGUUCAAUAUUAAAUACGUAAUCGUCGCGAAGUAGCAGCGCGGUUGAAGAUAUAUUGAUGCGUAGCUGUCAGUGCCAUGAUAUGGUUUUGAAUCAAGGAAUGAAUUAAUUUAUACGAAGAUAAAAUAGUUAAAUCUUAAAUAUGUGGUCUUUCUUUUCAAGAGAUCCCGCUAAAGAUUUUUCAUAUGAAAUUGGUGAACCUAUUUCUGGUUUAGAUGAUAGAAGCAUCUGGACGUUACAUAGAGCUAAAAAAAAGGGAUCUACAGGAGGUGAAGAUGUUUCAGUAUUUGUAUUUGAAUGCAAAAGUGGUAAUGAACAUCUUUUAAAUAUAGCUCGAUCAGCAGUAAAAAGAUUAAAGACACUUAGACAUCCAAGCAUACUUGCAUAUUUGGACAGUUUUGAGACUAAUAAAGUAAUUUAUUUAGCAACUGAACGUGUAGAAUCUUUAUAUAGUAGACUGUCAAGAAAAUCUGAUAGUGAUGAUGAAUUUAAAAAGGAAUUAUAUUUUUCUUGGGGAAUAUUCCAGAUUACUAGAGCAUUGAAUUUUUUAAAUAAUGAUGCUAAUUUACGUCAUAAUAACGUUAAUUUAUGGACUGUAUUUGUUAAUGAAGAAAGUGGAGAAUGGAAACUUGGUGGAGUUGAAUAUAUGACAGCAGUAGAUAUUCUUUAUAAUAUAUUACCAUCAACAUUUCAAGCUUAUUAUCCUCCUGAUGUUAAGGAAAAUGUAAAACCAGCUACAAAAUGCUCAGUUGACAUGUGGGGACUUGGAUGCCUAAUCUGGGAGACAUAUAAUGGUCCACUAAAUUCAAAUUUGCAACUUAAAGUUAUUGAUAAAAUUCCAAAACAAUUACAAGUGAUAUAUCGAGAAUUGACUAGUAACAAUGCAGAAGGAAGACCAAAUCCUGCUGAUGUGAUAGCACGUUGUCGUAGUAAUGGAGGAUUUUUUAAAAAUGAACUUGUAGAUGCACUUUUAUUCUUAGAGGAAAUUCAAAUGAAAGAAAGAGGAGAAAAAGGUCGAUUUUUCUCACAACUUGCUGGUCAAUUAGAAUCAUUUCCAGAUGGCGUUGGCAGAUAUAAAAUUUUACCACAAUUAUUGGCUGCUUUUGAAUUUGGUGAUGCUGGAAGUGCAGUAUUACCUCCUUUAUUACAACUUGGCUGUCAAUUGCCUGAUGUUGAAUAUCAACGAAGAGUUGUACCAUGUGUUGUAAAGUUAUUUACUUCAAAUGAUAGAGCAACUAGAUUACGAUUAUUACAACAGUUAGAUCGAUUUGUCGAUCAUUUACAACCAGCAACAGUUAAUGAAGCCAUCUUCCCACAGGUAGCCAAAGGUUUUUUAGAUACAAAUGCUGCAAUUAGAGAACAAACAAUAAAGUCUGUUGUACAUUUAGCACCAAAAUUAGAUUAUAAUAAUCUUAAUGUGGAAACAUUGAGGUAUUUUGCAAAACUUCAAUCAAAAGAUGAACAUGGUGGCAUACGUACUAAUACUACAGUUUGUUUAGGAAAAAUUGCUCAGCAUCUUCAUCCUCAGAUUAGACAAAAAGUAUUAAUUGGAGCAUUUAUUCGAGGUACACGAGAUCCAUUUCCACCAGCUAGAGCAGCGAGUAUUUUAGCAUUAGCUGCUACACAGCAAUAUUUUUUAUUACAAGAAGUUGCAAAUCGCAUUUUACCAGCACUGUGUCCACUUACUACAGAUGUAGAUAAAGGAGUUAGAGAUAAUGCAUUUCGAACUAUCCGUGGAUUUUUAUCUAAACUUGAAAGAGUAUCAGAAGAUCCUGGAUUACGUGAAUCUAUGGAGGCUGACGUAAAUACAGCUACACCAAGUCUUAGUAAUGCAGCUGCUACAUGGGCUGGUUGGGCUGUAACAGCUGUUACUGCUAAAUUUUAUCGUAGUCAAUCAGAUACACCUAAAUCAUCAAAUGCUCAUAAUACAUCUAGAAUUUUAUUAAACAAACCUGCCUCCUUAGAGCAAGCUAGUAGUUCACAAAGUAGUGCUAGUACAACUGCCACAACAAGUAGCGCUACAAGUAUGACAUCAUUGGAUCAUGAUCAUGAACAUGAUUUACAGAAUGCUACAAAUGCAAAUUCAGAUUGUGAUUGGGAUUGGGAUGCUGAUAAUUGGGGUGAUAUGGAACAACAACCUUCUACUGUAUUAGAACAUGGAUCAAGUAAUAUUUCUCCAUCUUCUCAUUCUCCUAAAUCGAAUGAUCAAUGGACUAGUCUGGAAGAAAAACCGGAGGAAGAAGCAGCACAGAAUGUUGAAGAUAAAAAUGAAUCUUCUGACAUAGGCUGGGAGGAUUCUGAAUUUCAGCCUCUAGAAGAUUUUCAACCAUUAGAACACACACAAACAGAAAACAUUGAAAGUACCAAUACAAUUAGUACUAAAUUAAAAGAAGCCAGAAGAAAACGCGAAGAGGGAAAAUUAGCAAGGCAAAAACAAAUGGAAGCCAAAAGGGCGAUAAAAUUACGGAACAAUGUUGUUGCUAAGAAACUCUAAUUUAAAUAUUAUAUAAUUUAACAAUUGCAUUGAUGUAAUUAAUAAAAAAAAAUUAAAAUAUGAUGAAUGCUAAAUAAGUAUUUUUUCUAUCAAUAAUUAGUUGAUUUAUUAAAAAUCGGUUUUUAAUUGUUUUUCUAAUAUUGUUUAUUGCAUUAUUAUAUAUUCUUAUAAAAUACAAAAUAUUAUAUAACAUUUAACAAAAUAUAGCCACGUAUCAUUUUUAAACCUACAUUUAAUUUAUUAAUUCAUGUUAAAAUAAUCUAUUAAUUAAAAAAUUAAAAAGAAAA
Messenger RNA from Apis florea (little honeybee), 2952 nucleotides. It is a transcript of the gene yata, whose product is annotated as N-terminal kinase-like protein yata. The record is from RefSeq and is a predicted model, not a curated record. Lineage: Eukaryota; Metazoa; Arthropoda; Insecta; Hymenoptera; Apidae. Gene Ontology annotation, biological process: protein phosphorylation. Gene Ontology annotation, molecular function: ATP binding; protein kinase activity.